Messenger RNA from Episyrphus balteatus (marmalade hoverfly), 5344 nucleotides. RefSeq names its product intraflagellar transport protein 172 homolog (gene Oseg2). Gene Ontology annotation, biological process: intraciliary transport. The record is from RefSeq and is a predicted model, not a curated record. Lineage: Eukaryota; Metazoa; Arthropoda; Insecta; Diptera; Syrphidae. Bases 92 to 5317 code for a protein of 1741 amino acids. Gene Ontology annotation, molecular function: protein binding. Gene Ontology annotation, cellular component: axoneme; ciliary basal body. The transcript is spliced from 13 exons.
GCAACCCUUGACAGAAAACAAAACCCAAACAAAACGAAAUGUCUUUUUUAUUUUAUUCGAAAAAAUGUCGAAGUAGGAAAAAGUUAUAAAAAUGCAGUUAAAGUUUUUAAAAACCCUCAUCGAAGGACAGGAAUAUUUAAAUCGUAUUGCCGGUUUAACUUGGUCACCAAAUCAUCAAAAAUUUGCCGUUGCUACCGCUGACAGGCAUGUUCUUAUAUUUGAUGAAUCUGGAGAAAGAAGAGAUAAAUUUUCAACUAAGCCAAGUAAUCCGACAAAUGGCAAGACAUCGUACGUAAUUAGAGGAUUAGCAUUUAGUCCGGAUUCAACUAAAUUGGCAGUUGGACAAAGUGAUAAUAUUGUAUUUGUGUAUAAAUUGGGUGAAGCAUGGAAUGAUAAGAAGGUUAUUUGUAAUAAAUUUCCACAAUCGUCAGCAGUUACAGCGUUGAUUUGGUUGUCUACGGGGGCAAUUAUUGCAGGCCUUGAAGAUGGAAAAGUACGUGCUCUUCACUGCAAAACAAACAAAUCUCAAAGCCUCUAUAGUGCCGAAAGUAUGACCAUUGCAUUUGCUCCAAACACCAAAGGAACAGGUUUUCUCUCUGGACAUAAUGACGGUACAAUAAUUCGGUUUUUCUUAACCGAAGGUAAUGCCGAAUCUUCGGGAAGAUUAGUUCAACACACUGUUCCACCUUUUGCCUUGGGUUGGCCUCAAGGUGGUUUCUGUGCUGGAGGUUGUGAUCAACGAAUUAUUUUCUAUGACUCUCAAGGUCGUCAAGUCCGUACAUUUGACUAUUCUCGAAGUGAAGGUGAACGUGAAUUCACGGUAGCUGCUUGCAGUCCCAAUGGUCAAGCUGUUGCUUUUGGAAGUUUUGAUAGAAUUCGAAUUUUUACAUGGAGUCCCCGUUUACAAGCUUGGAGUGAAACUGCUAAUAAAGAAAUCGACUACUUUUAUACUGUUACAUCGAUCUUGUGGCGAAAAGAUGGAGCAAGAUUAGCCAUGGGCUCAGUAACAGGAGCCGUAAUUAUGUUCGAAUCAGUUCUAAAACGAACUGUAUGGCAGGAUAAAUUCGAACUCAUUUUCGUUGCUCCAAGUCAGCUUUUAGUCAAAUCUAUUCAGGAACCUAGUGAACAAAUGACCAUCGAAUCGACUCUUGGUCUUGAGAUAGACGAUGUCAGAAUUAUGGGAAAGGAUAAUUUUCUAGUAGCUAGGACUGAAGAUUCAUUGAUUUUGAGUGAUCUCACUCGAAAUCUGGUGAGUGAGGUAUCUUGGUCAGUAACCGGGCGCCAUGAGCGGUUUUAUUUUGAGAAUCCAACAGUUUGUUUGAUUUUCAAUGUGGGAGAGCUAUCUUUAGUGGAAUAUGGAGAAAAUCAAAUAUUGGGAUCAGUUAGGACUGAAUUUGUCAAUCCUCAUGUGAUUUCAGUUCGAUUGAAUGAAAGAGGAAACUCAAGAGAUAACAAAAAAUUAGCCUUUUUGCUGGACGCUAAAACAAUCUGCGUUGUGGACCUUAUUUCUAAAACAGUUAUAACUCAAGUCACUCAUGAUUCGAAGAUCGAUUGGAUUGAGUUGAGUGAAACGGCUCAUAAGCUUCUUUUUCGGGACAAGAAAUUGAGGCUCAUGUUGGCUGAUAUUUAUGCUGGAAAAAAGCAGACCUUACUCGGAAAUAUAUCCUUCGUUCAGUGGGUCCCUCAGAGUGAUGUUGUUGUGGCUCAGAGUAACAAUAAUUUGGCAAUUUGGUAUAACAUAGAUCUCCCAGAGCAUGUGACUAUGAUGUCUAUUCGAGGAGAUGUCCUAGAAGUCAUAAGAGAAGGGGGCCGUACAAUGGUUCGCACUCAAGAAGGUCCAACUGAGCAUACUUAUCAACUAGACGAGGGACUAGUUGAAUUUGGAACAGCUGUAAAUGAUAGUGAUUUCGGGAGAGCUGUACAAUUUCUCGAGACCUUGGGAGAUAAGCCGGCUGCAAAAGCUAUGUGGCAUAAUUUAGCUAUAAUUUCUUUAGAAGACGGGAAUUUACGGGUCGCUCAACGUUGUUAUGCUGCCUUAGGUAACGUUUCGAAGGCUUUCUAUUUACAAGAAAUGAUUGCCGCUGCAGAUAAGUACGAGGAAUCUAUGGGUCCAGGAAUUAUGUGUCCUGAGGUGAGGGCAAAGUUAGCUCUGCUCAAUUCAGACCUUAGGACUGCAGAGCGAAUUUACUUGGAGCAGGGUGACAUUGAAUCAGCUUUGCAAAUGUAUAAACUGCUUCGAAUGUGGGAUGAAGCUAUUAAUCUGGCUGAGCGAAGGGGUUACCCGUUAUUAACACAGCUCAAGGAAGACCAAAUGAGCUUUCUACUGUCUUCUGGUCAGGAAGAAAAAGCGGGACAGGUCUUGGAAGAACAGGGUGAAGUCGAAAAAGCUAUGACCCUUUAUCUGAAGGCAAAUAAACCCGCCAGAGCAGCAAGACUUGCCUUGAAAACCUCAUAUCUGUUAGAAAACGAGGGAAUGAUGCGUAAGGUCACCGAAGGAUUGGUUAAUUGUGAACUCUAUGAAAUGGCUGGUGACAUAGCUUACAAGCUCUCAAACCCUGAAGCUGCCUUAACACUUUUCCGCAAGGGAAGUGCCUAUGCAAGGGCUCUCGAACUCGCUCGACAAGUCGCUCCAGAUGAAGUAACUAGCCUUGAAGAAGAAUGGGGAGAUUGGUUAGUUUCCAAAAAGCAACUAGAUGCUUCUAUCAAUCAUUAUAUCGAAGCUGGAGCUACCCGAAAGGCACUUGACGCAGCUGUUGGUGCAAAACAAUGGAGAAAAGCUGUUCAAAUAGCCAAAGUUUUAGACGAACCAGAAGAAAUUCAAAAGUAUGCUUUGGAUCUUUCGAAGCAUUUAGCCUUUGCUGGAGAUCUAGAGGGCGCUGAAGAUCUUUUAGUUCGUGCAAAUCUUUUUAAAGAAGCCAUAGAACUGCUGAAUAAACAUGGCAAAUGGGAGAAAGCUUAUUCGAUUGGGGAGAAGUAUUUGAAUUCUGAAGAAAUGCGAGAUCUUUUUGUAAGUUUGGCUAGGAACCUCGAAGAACAAGGAAAAUACCGAGAUGCAGAAAAAGUUCUUCUAGCUGUCAAUGAACCGGAUUUGGCAAUUGCCAUGUAUAAACGACGAGAACUGUACGAUUCUAUGAUUCGUCUUGUGGAGAAAUUCCACAAGGAACUGGUUGACUCUACCCAUCUUCACUUGGCUCGUCAACUAGAGACCAAGGGAAAGUUCAAAAAUGCUGAAAUUCAUUUUAUCGCUGCUGGUGAUUGGAAGUCAGCUGUUCACAUGUAUUGCACAGCAAAUCGCUGGGAAGAUGGCUAUCGUGUGGCUAAACAAAAGGGAACUGACGGGGCUAGUAACCAAGUGGCUUAUAUGUGGGCAAAGUCUUUGCCAGUUGAAGGAGCUGUUCGACUCUUAACCAAACUGAGCCUUUUAGACACAGCUUUGGGAUUUGCUUGUGAUUCAGGACAAUUUGAAUUUGCUAUGGACCUUUGUCGUAUAUCAGGCAAACCUACCGAUGAAGUUCAUCUGAAAAUCGCAAUGUCUCUUGAAGAUGAGGGUAAAUUCGAAGAAGCUGAAGUUGAGUUUAUCAAAGCCAAUAAGCCCCGAGAAGCUAUUCUAAUGUACACCCAUGCAGGUGAUUGGAAAGCAGCUUUAAGUGUUGCUGAAACUCACCUUCCUGAAGCUGUUAAUGAGGUUUUGGUAAAUCAAGCUGCAUCAGCUUUGGAAACCCGUAACUUUGCCGAAUAUGAAGCUUUACUUUUAAGAGCUCAACGUCCUGAUUUAAUAGUCGAUUAUUACAAAGAUAACGGAAUGUUUGACGAAGCUCUUCGCAUUGCCGAAGAUCAUCAUCCAUCGGCGUUGAAUGAUCUCAAACGUUUGCAGGCUCAAGAUCAAAGAAGAAGUGCCACAUCUGGAGACGAUUCUAGAGCUUAUCUUCAUAAAGCUGCAGAAUUUGCUAAAAGGGAAGAUUUCCGAAAAGCUGCCGAAUGUUUAAUGCAGAUAAAUAGCUCCAAUGCUGAUGAACCAACCGUUGAAAGGGCUUUAGUUCGCGCCGCAGAGAUAUGUAAUCAAUUUUUAGAUGGAAAAGAUGUAACUCAUAUUGCUCAUCAACUUGGUCCCAGACUUCUGGAAAUACGCCAGAUUGGACCAGCUGCUCAGUUAUAUCUAGCUUCGGAUCUACCUAAAGAAGCUGUUGAUGUGUUCAUCAAAUCUGAACAAUGGGCCAAGGCAAGACGAUUGGCUAAAGAAAUCGAUCCAGAAUUGGUUGCCUAUGUGGAACAACAGCAGAAAUCACGGCUGCAGAAUGAAGGAAAUGUCGAACAGUUGGCUGAUAUUGAUAUCAUGAGUGCCUUGGACAUGUUAGCCGAUCAAGGUCAAUGGGUAAGGUGUUUGGACAAAGCUAAGAACAUUAGCAGUCCGGUUCUUCACAAAUACUUGGCUUUAUAUGCUGCCCAGUUAAUUCGCGAGGGAGAUGCUGCAGCAGCUCUAGCCUUAUACCUUACCCAUGGAACACCUCCACUGGAGGCAAAUUUUAAUAUUUACAACCGAAUCGCUUUGGAUUGCUUUGCCAUGAAAGAGGAAGUGGCUGCCGAAAUGUGGAAGGACUUAAGGAAUUUUCUAUUUAAACUUUCCCAGACCCUUCGAGCAUCUGAAUUUUCUGCAUCGAAAAUGCUUGACACCGUUGAACAACUUCUUUUGAUAGCUCACUAUUACACAACAAGAGCUGCAUGCCGUCAAUUACCUUCCCUUCAGCCAAUAGCUGUGAGGAUAUCAGUUGCAUUGUUGCGCUACACUGAUGUAAUUCCAGUCGACAAAGGAUUCCUUGAAGCUGGAAUGGAUCUUCGUGCUGCUGGACGUGAAUCAGAAGCCUUUGUCAUUCUUAAUCAUUAUUUAGAUGUUUGCGAUGCUAUUGAAGAGGGUUCGGGAAAUCUGGUAGAUCACUCGGAUCUAUCUGCGACAGAUUUCCCCAGCUCUGUGCCUUUGCCAGAGGAAAUACAUCUUAAAAAUGAACUCCAAUUGCACGAAGAAGUUCGUGAAUGGGUUUUGGCUGUUAGUAUGGAUCAACAAGUUGAUCAGGUGCUGCCAGUCGAUGAUCGUGGAAUGUAUGAAUCCAGUUUAGGUGUCACAGAUGUGCCAUGUGUUUUGAGUGCCUAUCCGGUUCGUGGGCGUCAGCCGGUAACAUUUAAAUCAUCUAAUCGUCAAUCAAAUCGAGAUACUUGGAGUAAAUUUAGUGUGGCUUUGAAAAUGCAACCUACCGGUGGCAUUCCGGAUGUUUUGGAUUUUACAGAAAAAUGGUGUGGUCCUGCAAAUUUUGCAAUGCAUUGAAAAUAAAGACAUACAUUUUGAACACAA